UGAUAUCGCCGACCCGUUGCCAGGUACAACUGGACCCGGCAGGUAGGCCGGUACCCGUGUUAAGCGAUGCGAGGAUGGAAGGCCAGCCUUACCGUGGAACUGCCCUACUGACGGCGCGCUCCUGUAGAUACACUCGUCAGUGAUGAUACUGACAACACUGCGUACACACGUGCUCCUCCGCGCUACCUGUCACACAUGACGUAACGACUAUUUACCUGCCACUUUCGCUUUGGCUUUCAGGGAUUUAAAAUUAUUUCCAAAAUGGAGAAACACAGGACGGAUGGAGUUAAAAAGAAAUCAAAGUGCUCGCGGUACAAUGCUUUUGUUAUAGGCCUAUCGUGUUUUAUGGCAGCCGUGUUGGGCUCCUUGAUAUGGAGUCUGUGUUCUUAUCAUCAAACUCUCGUCCUUCUUCAAACUCGGGUUAUUAAGCUCGAAGAGGAUCACAUUAAUUACGAGAGAAAUAUUGAAAAUAUUGUGAAAGAAAGAGUGGAAAUAGAAAUUAAAAAGCAUUUUGACAGUUUAUCAGAGAAGCACAAGCGAGUGGCCCGUCAGACAGCCACAUGUCCCUGUACCCAAGGACAAAAGGGAGAAAAGGGAGAUACAGGAUUAAGGGGUUAUCCUGGUGUCAAGGGUAUCAAGGGAUAUAAAGGCAGCAGAGGACCUAUGGGUUUCCGUGGUUACGCAGGAUUCCCGGGACCAAUUAGCAAGGGAAAUCAAGGCUCUCAAGGUUUACCUGGAGCUAAAGGAGAUAAGGGAGGACCAGGCCCCAAGGGAGAGAAAGGAAAUGAAGGACUGCCUGGAUUUGAUGGUGCUCCUGGACCAAAGGGUAUCAAGCGAUCUGUGCGAUUCCACGAGGGCCUAAAUACGGGAUACAAAGAUAUCAUACCUCUCAAGGGAGGAGAGUACGAAGUGAUUACAAUUAAGGGGGAGCCUGGUUUACCAGGCGAGCCUGGAAUUGCAGGGCCAGCAGGACCUCCAGGUCCCAAAGGAGCCCAGGGUCUGCCUGGCUAUGAUGGUAUGAAAGGUACCAAAGGAGAAGAUGGUGCACAGGGACCACCAGGACCAAGAGGACCUUCUGGCAGAGAUGGACGUCCUGGAGCCCCAGGUGAAAUGGGUCUUCCAGGAUCGGCUGGACACAAAGGCGACACUGGCGAGCGUGGACGACGCGGCAGAAAGGGGAAGAAGGGGAAGAAGGGCAGAACAGGUCGUUCUGGGCCUAAAGGGGCUUCUGGCAAGCCUGGACCCUCAGGGGAAGCAGGUUCCAAAGGAGAAAAGGGGGAAAUCGGGAAAAAAGGGUUUCAGGGUGAACGGGGCACUCCAGGCAUACCAGGGAAGGAUGGCAAGCCCGGGCCUAGAGGCGUUCCUGGUAUGAAGGGUGAGAUGGGUGAAGAAGGAGCCCAGGGCCUGAUUGGCCGUGAUGGACUGAUUGGACCUCCAGGAUUACCAGGGCCCCCCGGAGAGCCAGGAAUUAUAGAGGGAAAAGGAAUGGAAGGCACCAUUAUUCAAAGGGUUCUACCAGGACCUCCAGGCCCACCUGGCCCACAGGGACCCAUGGGACUAGAUGGUGCUCCUGGUAUCAAGGGAGAGCGGGGACCAGUUGGACCAAAAGGAGGGGCAGGCGAUAAAGGCGAUCGAGGACAGAUUGGACCAAUGGGAUUGCCUGGAGAGGCUGGACCACAAGGGGACAAAGGAUCUCAAGGGAAUGAAGGCAGUAUGGGGCCGAUGGGCCCACCUGGACCAUCUGGUGCAAUCUUAACACCUGGAGGAGCAGAGGCCUGUACUUGUAAAGGAGAGAAAGGAGACCGGGGAAUACGAGGAAAGCGAGGCAGAAGGGGAUUGAAGGGUGAAAUGGGCGAGGCAGGCAGUCCAGGAUUGGAUGCUCCCUGUCCUGUAGGGGAGAAUGGACUUCCCCUCGCGGGGUGUGGAUGGAAUAAGCCACCCUUCAAGGGUCAAAAUGGAUGUUCUGUUGACCAAAAUGGUGAUACUGUAGCAGGAUGUCCAUACAAUUAGCAUGUUUUAAAGAAGGCAGUUACAGUGAGUAACCACCAAGCAAACAGAUGAGACAACACAGAACUGCCUGUUAUAAAUAUACUGGGUAGUGUAACCAGAACAACUAGGAAUACAUACCACCUACUCGCAGAAAAAACAGGAUUAAACCUGCCAACAAGAUCAGACAUUUCCUAGUGAUGUAUAGUGUACACCAAACUGUUAAAUGAUUUUCCUUCAGUUUCUCUACCUUAAUGUAUUUUGCACUGGUGAAAUUUGACAUUGAAUGUGACAAUGAUGAACUUAUGUCAUAUAAUAAAACCCAGAGCUAAGGUAUUCAAUGCUUUAGAUAUGUACAUUUCAUCUUUCUUUGUAGUAGAAAAUAGCCUGUGUUCCGCAGAAUAUUUUGACCAUAUUUUCUUUUCUUUCUUUUUUUUGUUUUGAAUUUUGAAUUUUAAGUUCAGUAACCCAACGCCAUCAACUGUUUAAGGAGAUGAAUUUUUAUACUGGGAGAGUAGAAAGAAAAUUUUCUUUAGUUUUAUAAUGAUCAAGGUUAAGAAGUAUAUAUAUAUAUAUAAAUACAUAAUAGCAAAAUGUUGAAACACACGUUUAGUUAGACAAUAGAUGUUAAUUACAGGUGAUAUUACGAUAGUGAUCUGCCAGGUCUCCAGCUUGUACAGUUGUUUCACAAACUUUUAUCUUGUAACUAAGAAACAGGUGCCCCUAGCAGGAUACACCUGAUUUGGAACCCUAGGGUGGGCUCUGAUAUUUGAUAAGGUUUUAUCUGUUUUUUAUUAUAUACUCCUUCUUAAAUGGUAUUUACACAGAAGAUAGUUAUUGUAGAGAGUAGAUGGUUUCAAGAAACUUUAAGCAAAGGUUUAUCAUCUUACCUAAUCCAAUUUAUACCAAUACUUUAAAUUUGUUCUUGAAAUUAGUUAAAAAUGAGUCUGUUAAUUAUUUCUUUUCUGAUUGUUUGGUAAAAUUUUGUCAGAACGAAGGCAAUCUGUUCACCUUGUAUUCCAUUGCAAUAGAAGUGAUAAAUAAUACAGUUUUAGUUGUAGUCGGCUGUUCCUGUUAACAACACCCCAGUAAUGUCUGUUGAUGGCAUGGGAUAAAAGAGUAGAAUCUUUCAUAAUUUCAGGCAAAAUUUUCUAUCUUCUCAUUAAAUAAAUAGUAAUGUGAUUCUUACAACAAAGAGGAAACAAUAACAGUUAAAGUAAGAUACAUUCAGAAUAAAAACAUUGGAUUUUGUGAAUCAUUUACACAAGAUAUAGAUUGUGUACAAUAAUGAUGACUCGAGUUUUUACCUCCUGUAUAUAGGAUAACUGUUGUUGCUUCGUUGUUAUAUAUUUGCAAAUUCAUAUGUAAAUUUUGACAUCAAUGUUAAAUUUUGUACAGAAGAUGUAAUAAUAUCCAGUUUUAACAUUAAUCAUUAUAUGUCAUUAUUGUUAUCUUUAGUUCAAUGUCAUUAGAAAUUACACUUCAUAUAUAAUAUGUUGCGACCUUCAAAUUACAGGUAACUUCUGAAAACCUGAAGAAAACAUGUAAUAUCUGAUUAUUAAUCUGAAGGAGAAAUUCAAAAUUACUCAUGGGAUAAAAGUUUUGAGAGCAAAUUUCUUCAUUUUGUUCAAAAUAUAUUCUUUUGGUCUUUGUUCUCUUGAUUAAUUCUAAAAAUAGGAUAUUAAAGAAAUCCGCAGAUCAUUUAUUUCAUUUAUCUAUUUUUUGUUCUUACUUUAAUCACACACUUAAUCAGAUCAGUGUUAACUUCAUUUAUUGUUGCAUUCAUAUGUGAUCAUUUUAAUGUAUAACAAAGACAUGUAUUGUCUUUACAUAUAUGGCAUUGAUAUACUGAUUUAAUCAUGGGAUCUUGGUUUUGUGAAUACCAGGUUUCUUCACCUAUAGAAAAAAGAAACACCAUAAUGUUUUGACCUGUGAGAUAUACAUGAGAGUUUCUUGUGAGUUUGUUAUGAGAUAUUAUCUUAUGACUGAUUAAUCUUCAGAGAGUGAACAUCAUACACAUGUCCUCAAAUGAUGUUCCAAAAUGUCAAUGAAAACUAAAACCCAUGAAAGCUUCCAGCUUUUUUUUCAUGCAAUGUAAUGAAAAGAUCACAUGAUUUUUUUUUUAAAAAGGGAGUUUUCAUUUUAUAUGCUGUUAUGGAACUGAAGUUUUCACAGAAUUCCUGCAUCCUGGAACCACUUUAGAGAUUCUGUUUAUCUUUGUGAUACAUGAUUAGCAUAUAUUUGUACAAAGACUUGGUAUAUCACACAAAAGUAAUAUAACCGAGAGCAAACAGCUUCAAAUCGGUGAAAUUUUUGUGAUGUUGAUGUUUUCACUGAUGAAUUCCAUAUAUAUCAUUGUUUAUUAGUAUUUCACAUAUGUGUGAGAGAUGGGCAAUUGUUUAGUUUAAUAAGCAGAUUUUAGUACAUUAUCUAUUCUGUAUCACUCAUAAUCAGAAACAGUAAUAGGGCUAACAGUUUAAGGGUCUUUUGGUGACGUCAGUAUGGUGUCAGGGAGAGCAUUUUAACAGCUAAUCUAAGGACAGAGGUAUUGUUGUUAAAGAGAGGGUCAAAGGUUCACUAUUUAGCUCCAGGCUCUUUGACCUGGAGUAUUGGUAUUGAAGAGAGGGUUCAACAUUAAGGUCAUAACCCCAACUGAAGGUUAGAAGUAGUGAAGUGAAGGUCAUAUGUUGACUAUUUAACCCCUGACACCAGGAUAUGAGGUAUUGAUAUUGAGGAGAGGGUCAAGGAUUCAUCAUCUAAACCAUGACCCUCGACACCAAAGGUAUUACUAUAUAUGGUGAAGUGAGGGUCAAAGGUUAAGCAUUGAACCUGUGACCCUUGGUUCCAGGUUGUUAUUAGUUUGGUGAGUUUCAAGUGUUGAAUAUCUAGCCCCAAACCCCAAAGUCUAAGUGUCAGUAGUGAAAUGAGGGUCAAAGGUCACACAUUUUACCCCUGAUUUGUGGUCUGUAUAGCUAGUUUCAAGGGUUCAACGUGUAAUUUCUGACCUCCUGUAUCUGUCAUAUUGGUGUUUAGUGAGGGACAAGGGUUCAACAUGUGACCAUUGGCCUAAGUUUGAGAUAUCAGUAGUUAAAUAAGGGUAAAGGGUUAAACAUUUAACUCCAACCCCUUGGGUCUGAGAUAUUGAUAAUGAAGUAAUGAUCAAGGAUUCAACAUAUAAUACUCGACCCUCAAGUCUCAGGUGGCCAUAAUGAGAUGAAAGUCAGUGGUCCUAAAUUUAACCCCUGACCUCGCAGUGAGGUUAAAUAUUCAACAUUUAACUCUGACACCAGGAGGAAAUGCUAGUUUGAUGAGGGUGAUGGAUUUAACUGUUGUAGCUGAUACUACUCAUGUUGUGUAGCACUGUAAUGAUCAUACAAAAAUAA
This is a messenger RNA of Ylistrum balloti, 5369 nucleotides long. Its product is annotated as collagen alpha-1(I) chain-like. NCBI's taxonomy places the organism in Eukaryota, Metazoa, Mollusca, Bivalvia, Pectinida, Pectinidae. The transcript is spliced from 28 exons. The record is from RefSeq and is a predicted model, not a curated record. The coding region runs from base 262 to 2010 and encodes 582 amino acids.